Molecule: messenger RNA, 6766 nt
Organism: Sceloporus undulatus (fence lizard)
Lineage: Eukaryota; Metazoa; Chordata; Lepidosauria; Squamata; Phrynosomatidae
Gene: COQ3
Product: coenzyme Q3, methyltransferase
Exons: 8
Coding region: 1-1155 (384 amino acids)
Biological process (GO): ubiquinone biosynthetic process
Molecular function (GO): 2-methoxy-6-polyprenyl-1,4-benzoquinol methyltransferase activity
Source: RefSeq, a predicted model, not a curated record
AUGGCGGUGUGUAACCCCUCUGAUCGUAACAACUCGCUAGCCUACUCAAAAAUAAAGCUGCCUCCUGCAAACCAUCCCUACAGAAAUGCAAGGGGCGGGCAGUCAGAGAGCAGUGAAAGGGGAAGGGCCAAAUGGCGGCUGGAAGAAGGGGGCUCUGAAGCGUGGGCCUCGCUGCUGGGUAACCAUUAUGGUCAACCUCCUCAAAUGAUCCGUGGACAGUUUCUUCCAAAAUGUGAAAUUAAAUUAAAAUGCAGAACAAGAGCUAGUUUGUCUGAAGCUAGGAACAAACUGUCAUUUGCCAUACAGCCAUACAGCACUUGGCAAACUACAGUGGAUUCAAAUGAGAUGAGAAAAUUCCAACUAUUGGCACAUAAAUGGUGGGAUGAGCAAGGACAAUAUGCAGCCCUUCAUUCUAUGAAUGAUAUCAGAGUGCCGUUUAUUAGAGAUACUGUUUUGAAUAUGAGAAAUGACCAUCCACUAGGAAGCCCUCUCUCUGGCACAAAGAUCCUGGAUGUUGGUUGUGGUGGUGGAUUGCUUGCUGAACCCCUAGGUAGACUUGGAGCUUCGGUUACUGGAAUUGAUCCUCUGGAAGACAACAUUAGAACAGCAGAACUGCAUACAUCAUUUGAUCCAGACCUAGCAAAGAGAAUAGAGUACAAAUCCUGUGCACUGGAGGAUAUUGUGGAAGAGGCAUCAGAAAAAUUUGACAUCGUUGUUGCUUCUGAAGUAGUAGAACAUGUGGCUGAUGUGGAAAUAUUCAUCAAGUGUUGUGGUGAAGUGUUAAAACCUGAAGGCUCUCUUUUUAUUACUACGAUCAACAAAACACAGUUGUCCUAUGUAUUGGGCAUUUUGGUUGCUGAAAGAGUGCUGGGCAUUGUUCCAGCGGGCACCCAUGAGUGGGAGAAGUUCAUAGCACCUGAAGAGCUAGAGCGGCUUCUAGAAUCAAAUGGCUUUUCAGUCAAGACAGUGAAAGGAAUGUUAUACAACCCUCUCUUUGGGUCUUGGAGCUGGACUGGAAACACUAGCAUUAACUAUGCACUUCAUGCUGUGAAAUCAAGUACGCAAGAAUACUUGGAUCCAAAUGAAACAUUUCAGAAUGUGGGGAAAGAACAGAACAGCCCCAAACAGAAAUCAAAAUUGCUGGUUAAAACAUGAAGACAGAUUGACAGUAUGAGUCUGGAGGGAAUUUGGCAUAAAUGGCUAUAAUGAACCAGCAGAGAACAAGCAAGCUGGUGUUCACAGUGCUGGGCAUUUAAAUGCAUCUCCUUAACUCAGUCUUGUGGUAGGAGAAAAAAAAAAUCUUCUUUUACAGUGUUAAGAGGCACAAAGCUCCUAAAGAUGAGGGUAUUUAAACAAGAAGUCAACUGCAUGCCUAUAGAUUAGGUGUUUUGUGCAAGUUAUUGGGAAAGAUUUGGGUUUUCAUGCAGAAUUUUUAAGGCUUUAAAUUUAACUGCAGUAAAGAGUAGCAGUUUGUAUUUCUAAAGUAGCUGAAUUUCUUUUCUUAUCCAGAUUCAGCAGUUUGCCUGUUUUACACACACACACAUUUACUUUUGACAGCUUGUAAUUAAUCUUGUUUUGAAUUGUGAUAUUUUAGAUAGAGUGAAUACUAACAAGGUUCAGCUGAAUGCAGUGCCCAUUUCUGCAAGACUCCUGUUCAAGGUAAAAGUGAGCACACAACUUUUUGAUACAUUCUUCCUAUAUGGAAAAGUUAGGCAGGGAAACAGAAAUGACAUCAUGUGAGUUACAUUUCUGAGAAUAUGAAAAAGAGGAGAAUAGCCAUGUGCCAUCUUUUCAGUGUAAGCUUUUAUGAGCUAUAGCCUAUUUCUCCACAUGCAAGAGUAUAUGAAGAAAUGGAGUAGGUAAGAUUAUGGUGAAACCAAUUUGUUAGUCUUAAAAGUGCCUUAAGACUACUUAUUCCUUCCCUUUUUAUAUUAAGCAGACUUUCACAUCUGCCUCUUUGAAAAUCAGGGAAUAUACAUAUGUGUGAGCAAACAGGCAGGGAUUCUUCAUGUCUGACAGUGUGUCUGUUUUUCUUUGUAUGUACUUAAAUAAAAUAAGAUGGAGAAAGGGAAGAGCACAACACCCCUCCCUGUUCCCUUCCUUUGAAGCCAGUUGAGUGCCAAAAAUCUAUACACUAAAAAAGCAUGUUUUCUAAUUGAAAAAGCAGUAGACCAACAUAGCUUCCCCAGGGCCCAUUCACACUACACAAUUAUAGCAGUAUUACACUUUAAUGAACAUGGUUCCAUUUUAUGAAACCUGGGUUUUAUAAUUUGGUGCAGCACUGGAGUACUCUGACUGAGAAUACUAAAUGCCCCUCCCUAGUCUGCAUAUCCCUUGAUUCCAUGGGAUGGAACCAUGGCUGUUAAAAUUAAAUAAUACAGUGGACCCUUGUUAUACGCUGGGGUUUGGUUACAAGAUCUCCCGUGUAUAACAAAAUCCGUGUAUGCUCAAGUCCUAUUAAAUAUAAUGACAUAGCAAAAUGGUGUCCCUUAUAAAAAAUGGAAAAUCAAGGUAAUCAAGAACCAAAUCCCCAAACUCCAGACCAGCUUGCCUCAUAGUCAUGUUCCUCCUGGCCAGUUCCCACUAUAGAUCAUCCACCAAGGUGCUCAAAGCAAUGUCUGAUCCAUAACAAGGCUCAAAACCAGAAUGAAAAGGAACUAGAUAAUCUAUUUUAUCCAGGAAUUGGCACUGACAAUUUGCCACACACUCCAGUACCUUGCACACAAAUUGUAUUCCAUAUACAUGUUGAUAAUUAUGUAAUGUGGAGGUUAGGAAGGGCUUUUAGUAGUACCACUUUGAGGCACACUGGAACCUUGCUUGGCUGCUAAGACAUUCACCACCACCACCACCCUUGGCUGGUAUCUCUCCCAGGUCACAGGAAGGGCUAGGGUCCAACAUGUGUGGUGGCUGCCACUUCUUAAAGAAUCUUGUCUAUCACCUUGGACUGUACAUGUUUAAAAAACAAAACAAUUCUUAACUUCUAAAUAAGAAAGGUUUAGUGCCUUAUGCACUAGGACUAUGGUAUCCAAGUCAAAAUGGAUAAAGCAAUUUCACUGUUGAUCCGUCUGUUGAGUGGUCUCCACUGUCUUCUUGUGGACCAAAGCAGCACUUCUUAGAUAAAGGAAACCAACAUUUUUCCCUAAUCGGCAAGGGACAGGAACCAUAUCUGUAUGUGUUGUCUAUAACUGUAUCUUUCCUUUCUGGAAACUCUUAAUGGACUAACAACUGGCAGUUCUCAGACUACCACUUUCAGCAGCGCUGAGCUAGAGGGCAGUAGGUCCUUGACCACUCACGAAGACACCACUGGAUGACUUCAGGUGCAGUGGCGGAAGAGAAGAAUAAUUUAUUUGCUGCUAACUUCUUCAGAUAGGCCUUCCAGUGGCCUCUGGCUCAUAUUCAUUCAGACUCACUCUGUGAGAAAACUCAGUUUUCUGCCAACAUCACUAGCUUCCAUCCUACCUCUUUCAUCACUUCCAACUACAUAGAAAACCUAGUGGGUACUUUGAGUCUUCUUCAUGGGAGGAGACGCUACACAGAUUAUCUCUGAUUUUUUUUUUUAAAAAACCCACAUUCAGAGUGAUCUCCACUUGUGCUGUCUCUGCUUUAAGUGUUACCUAUGCCUUCAAGGGAAGGGGAGAGAGGUUAGUGGGAUGUUGCCUGAGUGUUCAUUGAUGGCAAAUGGAUGACCUGUACCUGCUUCACUUAUUUCACUUGACGAAGAGGUGGAACCCAAGACUGGAAAAAAAAUAUAUCAGCAACUGACAAAUCAUGCCUCACUGGAAAAACCACUUCAGUUAUAUCUUAACACCAGCAGAAGAAUUAGAUUCCACUGGCCACUUUAGCUUUCAGAUUUGGCAUUGUGGUCAGAAUUAAAGCAUCUAGAGAGCAACAAAAAUGGCAAGGGACACUAUACUUCAAUGGCUCUUAAUGUCACCUGCUGGCAGUACAAAUCAAGUUCUUUUUCAUGGUCACUGACUUAGGCUGCAUCUACACUUCAGAAUUAAUGCAGUUUGACACUGCUUAAACUGCCAUGGCGCAGGGAUAUGGAAUUGUGGGAUUUAUAGUUUGAGAAAGUCAGUCUCUGGUGCCACAACAAACUACAAAUCUCAGGAUUCCACAGCAUUGAGCCAUGGAAGUUAAAGCUAUGUCAAACUGCAUUAAUUCUACAGUAUGGCAGCAGCUCCUCAUGUAUGGCUUGUUCUGUACUUGUGUAGAACUUCUUGAAAACUUAAGGAAUUGAGCAAAGCAUUUGGGUCCAUGCACCCUUCAAAAUCUUUAUCAGUAAAGCCACAUUUUUUUCUUAAAAUGGCUCUUGACACCCUUUUUGAUGUCAUUAAGAAUAAGAAUGAUUACACUUGUCUAUUGUCAGUGUCUGGUAUCUAAUAUUCAGCAUAGCAGAAGCUUUUUCCCCAUCAAUACCUAGCAGAAAAACAAAGCUUUUGUCAACAGAGGCUUACAUGGAUAUUUUUUUCCUUGAAUUUAUAACAAUAAAUAGACGGGAUGUUUCUCUGAAGUUCACUCCAUCACUGCAUUUUGCCCAGUGAAUGGAGAUUCCUUCUCUGUCAUUCUCUGAAUGUCAUACUCCAUUGAAACAGCUGAGCUCAUGCAAUUAAAGAUUUAAAGAAUUUUGUUCCUUGCCAAUGGCUGCCUUCAUCUGUAGUAACACAGAACCAUGAUUUUUGGUUUUUGUAUAGCAAAGCCUGAAUUAUUGCCCUAUUUCUGUGACUUCACAGAAGAUUGUAAUAUCUGUUUUGAUCAAGUGUUGGAAAGACAGUGCUUAUGCUAGAAGUAAUAAAUAUAAGCGAAUCCAGGUAGCUAACUUGGUGCAGUACUUACCUUAGUACGAGAAAAUCAAAGCAAGUUCAGAAAAGUAUGAGAGGUUUUUUCACUAUGCUUUUUCCAAGUUGAACCUUGGUAAGAUUCCAACUGAGUCAUGUCUGGAUUUCUAUAUUCUAGAGCCUUUUUCAGCUAAUUAGUUUGUCUAUCAAAGAUAGGAUAAAGUGGCCUAAAGAUUAUUACUUUUACUGACUUAACCUUAUAGACAAAAUAAAAUACACACCAUUAUCCAGUUAACUACAAACAUUUCCUUUUGGAGAUAAGCAGGGAUGAGGAGUAUCCUGUCCUCCAGAUACUUGGCUACAACUUCCACUCUGCCUUAACUCUUGGUCAUGUUGACUGGAGUUUUUGGGACCUGUAGUUCUAAACAUCAAGAGGACCAAAUGUUCCACAUUUUGGGGGUUAAGGUCUCCAGCCAAUUGCCACAUCAUUGUUUCUUUAGAAAGGUUAGUGUUGUGUCUGCAGAGAUGAAAAUGAUACUGAGCUUCCCAUGCUAAGAGAAUAUUCAGAGGAGUAUAAUAUUCAGGGAAGGAGUGUGGCUUAAGGAAAAAAAUAAUAAUGGUAGAGGUAACACUGAAGCCAAAAAUUAAAACUUGAAACAAUGGGGAUGCACAACUACGUCUGUUUCAUUUUUUCAAUAUUGCUGUUAUGACUGCGCAUUUGCUGAACGAAGUGCAAGUCCUUUAUACAUGUUCAUGAGCUGUAAGAAUCAAUGACCAUUUCAGACCACCUCUCCCUUGUACAUGUUAUUACUGACUUACUAACCAACCCAGAAGGCAGCAAAUUCAGGCCAUGUUCAUAUCCAGCUGUUGAACCCCAUUAAUAUUUGUUCAGUGGUAAAGUUGAAUUUGGUACUCUGUACUAAGAACCAAUGGACUUUAUUACUACUGGCCGAUUUAAAAAGUCAAUUUAAGACAAAUUUGUGUGUUCUCUGGCUCCUGGUUAAGUACAUGGAGUGUAAUUACUAUCUCUAUAAAAUAAAAAGUGGAUAUAUAAUUUAAAAAAAUUAAUACAAGAAAGAAAAUUAUGUGAGACCUUUGUUUUUUGAACGAAAGUAUAUGAUUCAGCUUUUCCAGGAAGCCUUUGGAAAGACUUCUAGUAAUGGUAAUAAAAUUUAUUCGGUCUUUGACCAGUAUAAAAGACUUCUAGUACUGUAACUAGAGGUACAGCUACACUGUACAAAUAAUACAAUUUGACACCGCUUUAACUUCCAUAGCUCCAUCCUACAGAAUCCUGGAGUUAGUAGUUUUGUGAGGCAUCGGCACUCUUUGACAGAGAAGACUAAAGACCUUGUAAAACUACAAAUCCUAGGAUUCCAUAGGAUGGAGCUAUUGCACUUAAACUGGUAUUAAACUGCAUUAUUUCUACAGUGAAGGUGCAGUCUUUGUCAAAGAAUUUAUUGAAAUAAUUGAGUAUUUAGCACUUAUUUACCCUUUCCAUUGUUGUUUGACUUGGUUUUUUUUAAAGCAUAUAACACUUUUGGGGAUGGCAUUUGUCACACCUGUUCUUUCCAUAUUGUGGUUACAUUUUAGUCUGCUUUUUCUCCAGUGGAUUUAUAAUGUCAUAGUGGACUUUUAACAACCCUGCAUAGUAGCUUUGACUGAAUUAUUAUAACUGGUCAGGGGUAGGUGUUUUCCAAAUGCUGUUAGACUGCAUCUUCCAGCAUUCUUCUUUGUUAGAUAUUCUGCCUAGAGAUGAUGGGAGUCACAGUCCAAAAACAUCCCGCGGACUGCAGAAUUCCCAUCUUUGAACUAGCCCAGGUUCAUCCAGAGAGCUUCUUGGUAAAUAUGGAUUUUGGCCUGUCUGUCCUCAGUUCUAGUCUAGACUACGCUUAUUCUCUAGACAUAAGUUAAGAGAGAGAGAAAAUGCUUUAACCAUUUUAUCCUCAGGCCAUGUCCAGUUAGAUACAAUAAAUAUCUGAUUUUCUUAA